UGCUUUAACUAAGAAAUAAAUAUGAAUCAUCCAUUAUUACUUGAAAUCCAACUAUUUGCUGUUGGAAAGAACACGUAUCAUCGAGAUGAAUUGCCAGAAACUACUCAAAUGUUAGUUAGCAAGAGUUUACGACUCUUGGAAGAAUUGCCAGUACUAAGAGACUCAAUCUUUGACUAUUAUUCAAAUAUCUUUGAUGUAUCUAUUGAAAAAUAUGUAAAAAUGGAGAAAUCCAAUCAAUCAUCGACACAAAAUGACAAUGCCAUCAUAAUGAUCAAGGAAGGACUUGAAAAGCUUCUUAUGGAACGAUCUUGGGCUGCAUCCUUCAUAUCACAAUGGAGUUUAUCACGUCUGAUAAAACCCUCGGUUGAAUAUGCAAUGAAACUCAAUUUGGAUUUUAAAGCUGCUUGCACUCUUUGGCUUGGAUGUAAUGCCAUGAGAUGUUUGCUGGAUCUUUGUGGAUUAUGUUUCAGCAAGUUUGAUGACAAUGAAACAAAACGAUAUAUUUAUGAUUUAGAAAAUGUUUUUGCCGACAACAGACCGAAUUUUGAUUGGUGUGUAGCUCAUUUGAGUUCGCUUUUCCCUCUCAAGUUCGUAUCAAAUAUUUUGCGCAUGCCUUCAAUGUUUACAUCAACUUUUAUUCAAUCAACUGUUACUGUUCUGGAGUAUUUGUCAAGCACAAAUGAGAGAAGCCUCAAUAUGUUAUUGCGUGAAAUAAUUGAGGAAGCUCUAAACGGUGAUCAAAGCGAUCUAAAAUCAAAAGAUUACAUUCCAAACUUGAUUCAACUUUCCAGUCGAUCGGAGAUUUAUGCUCAAUCAAUUCUCAACGUUUUCCUGGAAUUUAUGCAAAAGGAUUCUGAAAUAUUUGUUGACAAAUUAAAACGACAAGCUUUGAUGCGACCACUUGACUAUAAACCAGUUGAACUGCACAAAGUUCUUCCUGAUUUAAUUUUGAGAACGAGUAAAAAUGGAACGAAAUUAUUGUUGAUGUUGGCUGAUCGAUUUUGCUACAAUAAUUGGUGCAUGGAACUUUUGGAACUCGUUUUAGUAAAGCUUCAAUCGCUGGUGUUUAACGAUGAAACUUGUCCUCUGUUCAACGACAUUCGAAGAGAUCAUUCUUGGGACAUUCUUUGGAAUGCUUGUUCAAGUGACAAGAAAAUUCUUCAACAAACAGCUGUUCGGUUAAUUCUCCUUUCCAGCAGUGAAAGAAAUCCAAUUUUAUAUUACAAGACAAUCGAGAAGUUGAUUCGAACAAACACUCAAGUAGAAAUGAAUUCAUUCAAUGCUUUAAUUCGUCUUCUUGACGAUCCCAUUGGAAUAAAUGACAUACCUGACGUUAAAAUUCCAAUUUCCCACAUUAUACAAAGACUUGUUAUCGAUGUUGAGAAUCGCAGCAAUUUCAAUCAAUCGUAUUUCAUAUUGAAGAACUUCAUUAACUUAGUUACGAUUGAGAAAUCAAAUCAAUCUCAAUUCUUGAAAAGAGGAAUCGUCACGUCAUCAAUUCAAUCAUCAUUUCGAAUGUUGAUAAAUAUUUGGGAGAUUUUAUUGCGUAAAGUUAUGCCUGACGUUGAAACAGCUUUAAUUACCAAUAAUGAUUCUAAUGAGAAUAUUGCGAAACGAAUAAAGUUGGAAAAUGAUGAAGAUGAUCCCAUGGAGAUUGCUGAUCUAGAAGAAGAGAAAGUUUAUGAUACAAAAGAUCACAUUCAUAUGAUAACAAACUUGAUAGACAUCUUGAAUAAUGUUGGGACAUUGAACAUGUCAGAUGCAAUUCGAUGCGAGAAAUUCACCAUUAAAUAUUUCUUUUGGUGUUUGACAGAGACUGAUGAAGUGACAAGAGUCACAGUCACCAAUCGUUGCUACAAUUUAUUAUCAAAACAAUGUUCUGGUCGAAAAGGAAUCCGAUCAGCAGCAUUGCGUGACCUUCUUGAAGGUGCGUUGUUCUUGUAUCCAAAUCUUUUCGGUGCACCAAUUCACGUCGCCGGAAAGUCACAAAUUUAUCAUAAAAAGGAUGAAUCAUUGUUGAAGUUGAAUCAAAAGCAAGGAAUUUCCUUGAAUGUUUCACGAUCAAGUAUUCUUCAUUCUGGUGUUAUUGGCUGUGGAAUCCCAAAAGUCUCUCAACCUUGGAUUCCCGAUGGCUUGGAAAACGAUGUUAAAAAUAUUUUCCUGAAAGCAAUUGUCGCUUGUUGUAUAAAUGAAGAUAACAGCACAAUCACAAACAAUAACAAAUCAUUGGAAGGAUUUUGCCUUCUCUCGCAUAUUCUUGUAGAGCUGGUCACAACUGACGUUAUGUAUAAUGGGAUUGCAUGGCCAGAAGAAGAAUUCACUCGCGUUACAAUUGAACGUGAUCUCCACAUCAGAAGAACUUUUAAAAAUUGUCCAAUCUUAUGGUCAAUUAUGGGUGUGUUGGCGAUGUAUAAACAGCCUUUGUAUAAUUGCAGCGUUUUUCUUCGUGCAAUUUGUGCUUCAGUUAUGCAUCAUUGGCGUGCAAAGUCAACAGAAACUAUAAAUGGAAAUAAUUCUGAAUUAAUGUUCUUUACAGUUAAACUAUUAGAAUUGUUGUCUCUGGGACAACUUCUCCCACCACCUUUAAACUAUUUAUACAUUGUCGUCCAGCAUCUAGAACCAAAUGAGAUCGCUUAUGUUCUGAAAGAAUGCGUUUGGAAUUACAUGGUUGCAAAUGGACCUGCAAUUGUCAAUCCUGAAGGCUUUGAAGUCAAUCAGCCACUUCCAAAAGGUCCACCAUCGGAACAAUUUGUUGAUCCACUUAGAAACACAAUGCAGAAGAAAUUGUCUACUUUAGGAAAUCUUUAUUAUCAAAUGUUUAUUUUAAGCCCAACUAGCGAUUAAAAAUUUUAAACUUUAAUUCAUGAAUUUUUAUAAUAAAAAGUUCAAUCAAAUUUAUGAGUCGUGUUCUAUUAAGUUGUUAAA
Molecule: messenger RNA, 2925 nt
Organism: Clunio marinus
Lineage: Eukaryota; Metazoa; Arthropoda; Insecta; Diptera; Chironomidae
Source: the annotation of a GenBank genome assembly